AUGCCUUACUCGGCUAUUCCCUCGGGUCCAGGGAUGAGCAAUCCUCCAAUCCUCCAUUUAGUUAAGAAUUUCAAGGCAAGCAAUCUUCAGGCUACAGGACCCCUAACGUUCCAACUUUUCCCUUGUGACGGCUACUCAACCGACGCGUCUACUACCGCCACCGACUUCGACGCUGCCGCAACUGCUAAUGUGCUCCUCAAAAUGACGACGAAGAGCGGUGAUAAUGAUAAUGGGGACGAUUAUAUUGAUGACAGUAGGGGUGAUGAUGGGGAAAGGUCGAAGUAA
This is a messenger RNA of Echinococcus granulosus, 285 nucleotides long. RefSeq lists its product as hypothetical. Bases 1 to 285 code for a protein of 94 amino acids. NCBI's taxonomy places the organism in Eukaryota, Metazoa, Platyhelminthes, Cestoda, Cyclophyllidea, Taeniidae. The record is from RefSeq and is a predicted model, not a curated record. The transcript has 3 exons.